Austrofundulus limnaeus is the source of this 641-nucleotide messenger RNA. RefSeq names its product ATP synthase peripheral stalk subunit d (gene atp5pd). The transcript is spliced from 6 exons. Gene Ontology annotation, molecular function: proton transmembrane transporter activity. NCBI's taxonomy places the organism in Eukaryota, Metazoa, Chordata, Actinopteri, Cyprinodontiformes, Rivulidae. Bases 106 to 591 code for a protein of 161 amino acids. Gene Ontology annotation, biological process: proton motive force-driven ATP synthesis. The record is from RefSeq and is a predicted model, not a curated record.
AGGGGGCGAUAGCAGCGUUCUGCUGCUCUACGUAAAGAAAAGGCACUUCCGGUGCUCUGUGUCCGCUCUGUCAUAGGCAUCGCUUACUUCAGCGAGAAAGUAAAGAUGGCAGCCCGUCGUUUAUCCCUGAAGGCUGUUGACUGGGUGGCAUUUGCUGAGCGGAUCCCACCCGUACAGCGGAGCGAAUUCAACGCACUGAAGGCCAAGAGUGAUGCCAUUUCUGCUAAAUUAUCCUCCCUGCCUGAAACUCCUGCACCCAUUAAUUGGAGUUACUACAGGAGUGCAGUGGCUAAACCCGGGAUGGUUGAUGAGUUUGAGAAGAAGUUCAAAGCCCUGAAGGUUCCUGAGCCCAUCGACACACAGACAAGUGUCAUUAAAGCACAGGAGGCUGAAUCUGACAAAAGUGCAUUGGCCUACAUUGCAGAAUCAAAGGCUCGCGUUGCUGAGUACGAAAAACAACUGGAUAAAUUUAUCAACAUGAUCCCCUUUGAUCAAAUGACCGUCGAAGAGUACCACGACGCUUUCCCUGAGACCAGGUUGGACAAGGUCAAAUACCCUUACUGGCCCCACAGGCCAAUUGCAGAGAUGUAAUCCUACUACUUGACAUGCUUAACAAUAAAGAUUAUGUAUUUUAAAAAGAA